ACAGCAGCAGCAGCAGCAGCAGGAGCAGCAGCAGAGCUUGCAAAGCUAGCAAGCGGCUCCGGCGUUUGAGUGGGCAGGAAGUGGGGCGGCGUGGAGAGUAAAGGACCCGGCUUCAUUUUUUAUUUAUUUAUUUUUAUAAAAGACUUCGAAUGAUCAUAUGCAUUCCUGUUGUUCGAUGCUUUUCUUUCACGGCACCGGCGGCUGCCACCGUCUGAAGAAACCCGAGCUGCAGCCCUCGAGGGGCUGAGGCUGGCGCCCCCCACCCCACCCCUCAGGCCAUUCCCGCCCUUCUGUUUAUUUCCCUGCCUAAGUUGCUCGCGCCUCGCGCUCGCCAGUGGUCGUGUUGAGGCAACCGGGCAUGCUGCCUCGUUGCCGCCGCCUCUCCUGACCGGGCUGGGCUCCUUCCCCUGCCGCUCGAACACCCCCCCGCCACCCCCCAAAAGAAACGAGAAGCCGGGGAGGGGGGGGAAAGGAGCGGGGUCGCCCGCGCCGUCCUCGCCACGCGCCGUAGGUCAAGGCGCCACCUCCUCCCCGCGCCGAGAUGGCGGACCCAGCCGAAUGCAGCAUCAAAGUGAUGUGCCGGUUCCGGCCCCUCAACGAAGCCGAGAUCCACCGCGGGGACAAAUUCAUCCCCAAAUUCAAAGGCGAGGAGACGGUCGUGGUCGGGCAAGGGAAACCCUAUGUCUUCGAUAGAGUGUUCCCUUCGAAUACAUCCCAAGAACAAGUCUAUAAUGCUUGUGCCAAGCAGAUUGUUAAAGAUGUUCUGGAGGGAUACAAUGGUACAAUUUUUGCUUAUGGUCAAACAUCUUCAGGAAAAACACAUACCAUGGAGGGGAAGUUACAUGACCCACAGCUAAUGGGAAUAAUUCCAAGAAUUGCACAUGACAUCUUCGAUCACAUCUAUUCCAUGGAUGAAAACCUAGAAUUUCACAUAAAGGUUUCCUACUUUGAGAUUUACUUGGACAAAAUAAGGGAUUUGCUGGAUGUUUCAAAGACAAACCUUGCAGUUCACGAAGACAAGAACAGAGUUCCAUAUGUCAAGGGCUGUACAGAAAGGUUUGUCUCUAGUCCUGAAGAAGUUAUGGAUGUGAUUGAUGAGGGGAAAACAAACCGCCAUGUUGCUGUUACAAACAUGAAUGAGCACAGUUCUAGAAGUCAUAGCAUCUUCCUAAUUAAUAUCAAACAAGAGAAUGUUGAAACCGAAAAAAAACUCAGUGGGAAGCUUUAUUUGGUAGAUUUGGCUGGGAGUGAAAAGGUCAGCAAAACGGGCGCAGAGGGCUCUGUUCUUGAUGAAGCCAAAAAUAUUAACAAGUCUUUGUCUGCUUUGGGAAACGUGAUCUCAGCACUAGCUGAAGGAACUAAAACACAUGUCCCAUAUCGAGACAGCAAGAUGACCAGGAUUCUUCAGGACUCCUUAGGUGGAAACUGUAGAACUACCAUUGUCAUCUGUUGUUCCCCGUCCAUCUUCAAUGAAGCAGAAACCAAGUCUACUCUAAUGUUUGGGCAGAGGGCAAAGACCAUUAAGAAUACAGUCUCUGUGAAUCUUGAGCUGACUGCUGAAGAAUGGAAGAAAAAAUAUGAGAAGGAGAAGGAAAAAAACAAGACAUUGAAGAAUGUUAUCCAGCAUCUGGAGAUGGAACUGAACAGGUGGAGAAAUGGAGAGGCUGUUCCUGAGGAUGAACAGAUCAGUGCUAAGGACCAAAAGAAUUUGGAGCCAUGUGACAAUACACCCAUCAUCGAUAAUAUUGCACCUGUUGUUGCCAGUAUCACAACUGAGGAGAAGAGGAAAUACGAUGAAGAGAUUACUAGUCUCUACAGACAAUUGGAUGAUAAGGAUGAUGAAAUCAAUCAACAGAGUCAAUUAGCAGAGAAACUAAAGCAGCAGAUGUUGGAUCAAGAUGAGCUUUUGGCUUCCACUAGGAGAGAUUAUGAGAAGAUCCAAGAGGAACUCACUCGUCUCCAGAUUGAAUAUGAAGCUGCAAAAGAGGAAGUGAAAGAAGUUCUUCAGGCUCUGGAGGAACUGGCUGUUAAUUAUGACCAGAAGUCACAGGAAGUGGAGGACAAGCUGAGAGCUAAUGAACAGCUAGCUGAUGAACUUGCACAGAAAACAUCUGCCCUGACAACUACACAGAGAGAGUUGGGACAGUUGCAAGAACUCAGUAAGCAUCAGAAGAAGAGAGCUACUGAGAUCUUGAAUUUACUGCUUAAGGACCUUGGCGAGAUUGGAGGAAUCAUUGGUACUAAUGAUGUCAAAACGUUAGCAGAUGUGAAUGGAGUGAUUGAGGAGGAGUUCACCAUGGCAAGGCUCUACAUCAGUAAGAUGAAGUCCGAGGUGAAAUCUCUGGUGAACCGUAGCAAGCAGCUGGAAAGCGCCCAGAUAGACUCCAACAGGAAGAUGAAUGCCAGCGAGAGGGAACUUGCUGCUUGUCAACUCCUUAUCUCUCAGCAUGAAGCAAAGAUCAGGUCUCUCACAGACUACAUGCAGAACAUGGAGCAUAAACGAAGGCAGCUAGAAGAGUCACAGGAUUCACUUAAUGAGGAGUUGGCCAAAUUGCAUGCUCAAGAAAAAAUGCAUGAAGUCAGUUUCAAAGAUAAAGAGAAGGAGCAUUUAACCUUGCUGCAGAAUGCAGAGGAAAUGAAGACGACACUAGAGCAACAGAUGGAGAGUCACAGGGAAGCUCACCAGAAGCAGCUGUCCAGGUUGCGAGAUGAGAUUGAGGAGAAGCAGAAAAUCAUUGACGAGAUCAGAGAUAUGAAUCAGAAGCUGCAGCUGGAACAAGAAAAACUGAGUUUGGACUAUGAAAGAUUGAAAGCAGAAGAUCAAGAACGGGAAAAGAAGCUGGAGAAGCUAAUACUGCUUAACGAUAAAAGGGAACAAGCAAGAGAAGAUCUUAAGGGACUGGAAGAAACUGUGGCUAGAGAGCUUCAGACCCUCCAUAACUUGCGCAGACUCUUUGUUCAAGACCUAACCACCAGAGUGAAAAAAAGUGUUGAACUAGAUAGUGACGACGGAGGUGGAAGUGCUGCUCAGAAGCAGAAAAUUUCCUUUCUGGAAAACAACCUGGAACAACUUACAAAGGUUCACAAGCAGCUGGUACGUGAUAAUGCAGAUCUUCGUUGCGAGCUUCCUAAGCUGGAAAAACGACUCCGAGCUACGGCAGAGAGAGUUAAGGCCUUGGAGAGUGCUCUGAAGGAAGCCAAGGAGAAUGCCAUGCGAGACCGGAAACGAUACCAGCAGGAAGUAGACCGCAUUAAAGAGGCUGUAAGAGCCAAGAACAUGGCGAGGAGAGCACACUCUGCUCAAAUUGCCAAGCCUAUACGCCCUGGUCAUUAUCCAGCAUCUUCUCCAACAGCCAUCCAUGCCAUUCGAGGAGGAGGAGGGUAUUACCAGAACAUGAAAUAAACACCAGAUAAAAUUGCAGGCUCCACUUCGCACGUGAAAAAUCAUCAGCAGUUCACUAGUUCCUUUCCCUUUUGGACUGGAUCUGUACUUCUGUUCAUUGUACUCAUUCUAUAGCCUUCUGCAGUGCACCGGUUUCAAAUAUUUUUUCGGCUUUGUAGAAUCUCCAUGUGCACAGAAGUGUGACCAACCUGGCUUUUCUUCUGAAACCAUGUACAGUGUAUCUAACACACGCACUUAAGCUAACGGUAGGAGUUUGCUGCUCAAUCUCUUUCACUGACUGACUGCAUUUUUGACCCUGUUGUGCCAGUUACUUUGGGGCUUUCAUGCUGGCACUGAUGCUUUUUUUGUUCUGUUUCAAGUACUUUGGUGCAUCACUAAAAUGCUGGUACCUGGCAUCAAAGAAUUAACAAUUCAACAACCAAGUGCCAUCAGAAGCAGGUGAUUGUGCUCCAUCUUUCUGAUUUCCUGUAAAAUAUGCAUAUUAUUUUAUAUUUUUAGAAGAUGACAGUGUGCAGUUAUAUGUUUUUUUUUGUUUUUAACCUAACAUGCUUUCAAAAAGUACAGCUCUGCAAUUUAGCAUUUUUAAUAUCCUGGUGAAAUCUUUAAACUUGUAUUUAAAAUGGGAGAGAACACAGAAUCAUUAGUACACUUAAUUCAGUAGAGAUCAAACUCUAAGGAUGUAGAGCAGGCAUAGGCAAACUCCAGC
Molecule: messenger RNA, 4109 nt
Organism: Zootoca vivipara (common lizard)
Lineage: Eukaryota; Metazoa; Chordata; Lepidosauria; Squamata; Lacertidae
Gene: KIF5C
Product: kinesin family member 5C
Biological process (GO): microtubule-based movement
Molecular function (GO): microtubule motor activity; ATP binding; microtubule binding
Source: RefSeq, a predicted model, not a curated record